This is a messenger RNA of Xiphophorus maculatus (southern platyfish), 1685 nucleotides long. RefSeq names its product solute carrier family 25 member 33 (gene slc25a33). NCBI's taxonomy places the organism in Eukaryota, Metazoa, Chordata, Actinopteri, Cyprinodontiformes, Poeciliidae. The record is from RefSeq and is a predicted model, not a curated record. Gene Ontology annotation, biological process: pyrimidine nucleotide import into mitochondrion. The transcript has 7 exons. Gene Ontology annotation, cellular component: mitochondrion. Gene Ontology annotation, molecular function: pyrimidine nucleotide transmembrane transporter activity. The coding region runs from base 227 to 1168 and encodes 313 amino acids.
CCGACACCCCCGUCCGUCCCUUUUACGUAGAUGGAACGGAACCGGGCAGCACGGCUGUCCGCUGACAGAUCCAAAAACGCCGGCGACGGUGUCGGACACGCAGAUACAAAUGACCUGCUGAGCACCGGUGACCGAAACUCCGUCCCCGUCUCUCUUCCUGCGGCUCAACGCGGUUUCUACUCGGACCCCAGCGGCAACAUGGUGGCUAAUUGAACCAACGGGAAAGAUGGCCCAGAAGGACACUCUGCUGCAUCUCUUCGCCGGGGGAUGCAGCGGCACAGUGGGAGCCAUUGUCACCUGCCCGCUGGAGGUGUUGAAGACACGGUUACAGUCGUCUGGCCUCACCCUGCGGCCCGUUUUCCAGGUCCAGCUGGGAACCCUCAGCGGCGCCGGGGUUAUCCGACCCGGGACGGUUACACCGGGACUGCUGCAGGUGCUCCGAUCAAUUCUUGAAAAAGAGGGACCAAGUUCUCUUUUCCGAGGACUGGGGCCGAAUCUCGUGGGUGUUGCCCCUUCAAGAGCCAUUUACUUUGCUGCAUAUUCAAAAUCAAAGGAGAUGUUCAACGGGCUGUUUGUCCCCAACAGUGGACUGGUGCACAUGUCCUCAGCUGGUACUGCAGCUUUUGUUACCAAUUCUCUGAUGAACCCCAUCUGGAUGGUCAAGACAAGGAUGCAGCUGGAGAAAAAAGCCAGAGGAGAGAAGAAGAUGAAUGCGCUGCAGUGCGCUCGCUACGUUUACAGGACGGAGGGAGUACGGGGUUUCUACCGCGGCCUGACCGCGUCCUACGCUGGAAUCUCGGAAACCAUGAUCUGCUUCCUCAUCUACGAGACGCUGAAGAAGCAACUCGCCAAGAGCCAGUUCGCCUCGCCGAACGGAAACAACGAGAAAGGAGCAUCAGACUUCCUGCGGCUGAUGAUGGCAGCAGCUUUUUCGAAGGGCUGCGCUUCCUGCAUAGCUUACCCACAUGAGGUCAUCAGGACCAGGCUCAGAGAAGAGGGUAGCAAGUACAAGUACUUCUUCCAGACGGGGAGGUUGAUAGCUGUGGAAGAAGGCUACGCAGCUUUCUACAGAGGACUCGUUCCGCAGCUAAUCAGACAAAUCCCCAACACAGCCAUUGUCCUGUCCACCUACGAACUCAUCGUCCACCUGCUGGGAGAUUCCAAGUGAUGUCGUGUUUGAAAGCUGGGACUUUCCUCUCACGCAAUGGAUUCCAGAGUAAUCCCAAGAGACUGAAGAAAACGUAGCAUAUACAUGCAUACAUACUUACUUUCAAAGUGGUCCUGCACAGACCGCUGUGAAGAAACGGUAGCAGUUUGUACUGUCAUCCAAAGAGUUCGACACAUUAUUUAAUUCAGAGCUUGUUAGUUUAUCAACACAAAGCCUCGGUACUAAAACUGCAUACCUGUGGAAGGUCAUGUUUGUAGGUGACUAGUUUUAAGUUAACUAAAUUAUUUUUUGUUUUGUAAUGUUGAAGAUAUUUGUUCAUCACUGUAUCAUAACGAAUGAUGUGGGCAGGUUGACGCGAUUAGCUAACAAUAUCAUUCAGGAGAAGUUGUAAUAGUAGAGCUGUUCUUUUAGUCGUAACAUGGGCUACUUAAAGAUUUCUGUUUUACAAUCUGUUUCAAGUUGUUUGAGCUGCACAGAGAUUUAUCGUAUUUUUCCAUAAAUGCACAACUCUACAGAG